AUGGGCAUGUGGGAGGUCCUCCCUCUGGAUCUCCUUGCCCGCGUCUUCUCCUUCCUCCCUCCUGAUUCCGUCGCCCGAGCCAUGGCUGCCUGCAAGCACUGGCUCGCUUGCGCCCGCUCCCGGGCCGCCGCUCCACGCCACGCUCCGUGGCUCAUCGCCCUACCCGCGCGCGGCGGCCCUGCCUGCUUCGCCCACGACCCCGCCCUCAAUCGCUGGCACGCCCUCCCCCUUGACUUCCUCCCUUGCCCCCUCCGCCUCGUCGCCCCCGUCGGCCGUUCCCUCCUCUGCCGCCUCACCGCCUCGUCUGACCUCCGCCUCGUCCUGCUCAACCCCUUCACCCGCCAAUUCCGCCACCUCCCUGAUCUUGCGACGCCGCGCCGCAACCCCGCCGUGGGCGUAAUCUAUUCCUCCCCCUUCUCCGUGAUCGUCGCCGGCGGCGCGUCGGGGUCCGGCUACGAGCCGAAGGUGGAGUUGUACGAGGACGGGCGCGUAGACAGGUGGGAGUCGUUGGGUCCGAUGCCGGUGGAAUUCGCGGUGCGGCUGACGGUGUGGACGCCCAACGAAAGCGUGCACGCAGGCGACGGGGCCAUGUACUGGAUGACCUCCGCGCGGGCAUACAGCGUGAUGGGAUUCGACCUCCGGAGGAGGACGUGGCGGGAGGUGAAGGCGCCGAUGGCGGACCAGCUUGAGUGGGCGGCGCUGGUGCGGCGGCCCAACAGGAAGCUGGGGCUAGUGGGCGGCGCAGUAGGCGGACAGGGGACGGUGUGGGAGCUGACUGACAAGGAUGCUUGGGCAGCGGUGGCGGAGGUGCCGGCAAAGCUGGGACAGCGGAUCUGGGGGUGCCGCAAGGAGGCGGCGGGGGCGGCUCUGGGGGGCGCCGUCCGGUGCGUCGGCGAUGAGAGGACCGUGUACUUGUUCAAGGACUUCGGGUCGGAGAUGCUAGUGUGGGAGGAGGAGAGGGGAUGGCGUCUGAUGGAAGGCCGUCGGCGCGUGUCCAGCACCCCCAUCAAGGCCGCCCUGCUUCAUCCGACGCUCUCUGUCGCCGAAAUAUUCCACGCCUCCAUGUAG
Zingiber officinale is the source of this 1068-nucleotide messenger RNA. Its product is annotated as protein ABERRANT PANICLE ORGANIZATION 1-like. The transcript has a single exon. Gene Ontology annotation, molecular function: protein binding. The record is from RefSeq and is a predicted model, not a curated record. The coding region runs from base 1 to 1068 and encodes 355 amino acids. Lineage: Eukaryota; Viridiplantae; Streptophyta; Magnoliopsida; Zingiberales; Zingiberaceae.